AUGCGCAAGCACAUCUGCAAGAUCUGCCACAAGCGCUUCAACCGCCCGAGCAGUCUGCGGAUACACCAGAAUACCCACACAGGGGACACCCCUUUUCGGUGUCCAUAUCCUGAGUGCGGACGCUCGUUCAACGUCAACUCGAACAUGCAGAGGCAUUACCGGAACCACUCGGCGACGGGCGGGCCGGCGAGCGUUUAUCCUAAGGAGGGCGGCGUGGUAGAGUCAUCGUCAUCAUCACCGUCGCCACCCCGUCCUCCAUCUCCGCCUUCGCAAAAAAGCACCUCUCCACCUGCACCCACCGCACCAUCCUCUCACCCAGCAGCGCCUACGAUCUCCCCUCUAUCCUCGCAUCGUCCCAAGGUCAACCGCGGCGCGUAUGUCUGGUGCCCUUCGUCGUCUGAUUCCGAGGAAGAGGACAAUGCCGGUGGCGCGCGGGAGCAGCCGAGUUUUAAGCUGCAUGCUGCAAGCUUUACUGACGUGCCGAGGGUGUGUAACGAAUGGCGCGACGGGUUGGGUGGUUAUGGAGAUGUGGAUCGGGGGACGAAGAGGCGACGCGUUGAGGAAGGACGUCGGUGGCCUUGUUGGGAUCGGGUGUCUGAUAUCCGGACGAAAUAG
Messenger RNA from Guyanagaster necrorhizus, 615 nucleotides. RefSeq lists its product as uncharacterized. Gene Ontology annotation, cellular component: PcG protein complex; chromatin; transcription regulator complex. Gene Ontology annotation, molecular function: DNA-binding transcription factor activity, RNA polymerase II-specific; RNA polymerase II cis-regulatory region sequence-specific DNA binding. Gene Ontology annotation, biological process: regulation of transcription by RNA polymerase II. Bases 1 to 615 code for a protein of 204 amino acids. Lineage: Eukaryota; Fungi; Basidiomycota; Agaricomycetes; Agaricales; Physalacriaceae. The record is from RefSeq and is a predicted model, not a curated record. The transcript has 2 exons.